GUCGCAUCAAAUUUCAUACCACUAGUCUACGAGUACCUAGGUAUGUACCAAGUAACAACGUACCAACCCUCGGCUGGCGAAGCCCAUUUAUUAUUAUCGACCUUCUCAAAAUUGGGAGUGGCUCAGAGGUGUGACGAUUCUCUGUCGUCCUCGCAAUCGUCCACGCGUUGGUUCUAUUACCGUUUUUUCUCCUUCUCUGGGGUUGCUCUACAACCAUCCAUCAUAAGAAAUUUAUCCUCUCACUUUCGUUCUCAAUUUGUCAAGUCUUACUUAUCCUUUCUAACUGUUCUGUACCUAUAUAUCAAACCUUUUUAUUUUUUAUUUUGUUGACGCAACCAUGAGGAGACACUCUAGACACAUUAGCCGGGGCUCGAUUUCCGCAAUUGCAACCCGAGCAGGGGACACAACAGCAGUCGAUGGAUUGCCAUCACCACAAAGCUACGACUUCAACCUCAUCGAGGAACGAAGUAGCCAGGAUUCCCAGGAUGCCGAAUCAUUAUUAGAAAAGUUGGCCCAGCCGAAAGAUGAACCAGUCACAUGGAUGUCGCUGCCCCGGAAGGACCAGCUCGCCAUCCUUUUCCUUUGCCGUUUUGUCGACUUCUUGCAAGUGGCAUCUCUGCAAGCCUAUGUGUUUUACCAGCUCAAGAGUUUCGACGAGGAGUUGUCGGACGCCCAGAUCUCAGGCCAAGCCGGCUUGUUACAGGGCGCGUUUACGGGCGCUCAAGUUUUGACUGCCAUCCUAUGGGGCAAAGCCGCCGAUGCCAGCUGGUGCGGGCGCAAGCUGGUUCUCGUCAUCGGACUUUUUGGAACGGCCCUUUCGUGCAUAGGAUACGGGUUUUCAAGCAGCUUUUACUGGGCCAUCUUCUGGCGGGCAUUCGGCGGUUCGAUCAAUGGAUUGGUGGGCAUUAUUCGAACCAUGAUAUCCGAAAUCACCGUGGAGAGGAAAUACCAGUCAAGAGCAUUCUUGAUCCUCCCCAUGAGUUUUAACGUGGCAGGCAUUCUAGGACCCAUGAUGGGCGGAUGGCUCGCCGACCCUACCAAAGCCCUACCCGACCUUUUUGGCGAGGGUGCUCCACUGCACUGUAGCCUGAUUGUCGACUUUCCUUUCGCGUUACCCAGCAUCAUGAAUGCUGUAGCCUUGGCCCUGACGGGGUUGGCCGUCGUAUUUGGUCUCGAGGAGACUUCCGUCGCCAAGCGAGACAAGUUCGACGCGGGUCUACACCUCUGGGCUAGGUUCAUGUCCUUUGUCACCCGACGACCAAUGCACGAGGGAUACUCCAAGCUGGAAUGGAACGAAAACACGAACCAGCUCCAAACGCUCAGCGAGAAACUCCCCGUGGCGGAUACCCAACCCAAACACUUCACCCACAGCCUCCCCUUUAGCCGUAUCUGGACCCGCAACGUCAUAUUCACCCUCGUCGCCGCCGCCUUCUACGACUUCCACCUCGGCGCCUUCACCAACAUCUGGACUCUCUUCCUGUCCACGCCCCGCUGGCAACCCGACUUUGCCAAGCGCGGCCUGCCCUUCUCCUUCUCCGGCGGCCUGGGCAUGCCCUCCUCCAUGGUCGGCGGCGCCACUUGCAUCCUCGGCGUCCUCGGCAUGGUCCUACAGAUCUUCCUCUAUCCGCCCGUCCACUCCCGCCUCGGCACGUUGCGCUCUUUCCGCUGGUUCCUGCUCCUUUUCCCCAUGGCUUACUUCCUCGCGCCUUUCCUUGCGGUCUUGCCCUCAUCUACCCGGUCGCCUGAGCCAGCCUCGGGCGGCUUCAUCUGGGUGGGCAUUUUCUUUUUGUUAUUGCUUCAUACGACGGGGAGAACAAUGACGCUCCCGGCUAGCAUUAUUCUGCUCAACAACUGCAGUCCCCAUCCCAGUGUGUUGGGGACGAUCCACGGACUCGGACAAAGUGUUUCGGCCGGCUUCCGGACCGUGGGGCCCAUUGUCGGCGGGUGUUGGUACGGAAUUGGGCUGAAUGCCGAGAUGGUCGGCUUCAGCUGGUGGGCGGUUGGAGGCAUGUCGGCCCUGGGAUGGGCGGCGGCCAUGAUUAUUUAUGAAGGCAGCGGCCAUGAGAUCUACCUCGAUGGAGAGGAAGACGACGCCGAAGAACUAUGAUAUCCAUUGAAGGAUACAAUGAAUUUCUACGUAGAUUAUAUCUUGAAAAUACAAAAAAAGUUCCCACCGUUUUAGGAUAAUAAAGG
Pseudomassariella vexata is the source of this 2193-nucleotide messenger RNA. RefSeq names its product major facilitator superfamily domain-containing protein. The record is from RefSeq and is a predicted model, not a curated record. Lineage: Eukaryota; Fungi; Ascomycota; Sordariomycetes; Amphisphaeriales; Pseudomassariaceae. Gene Ontology annotation, biological process: transmembrane transport. Gene Ontology annotation, molecular function: transmembrane transporter activity. Bases 338 to 2107 code for a protein of 589 amino acids. The transcript has 3 exons.